Molecule: messenger RNA, 777 nt
Organism: Paramecium pentaurelia
Lineage: Eukaryota; Ciliophora; Oligohymenophorea; Peniculida; Parameciidae
Source: the annotation of a GenBank genome assembly
AUGUCAUUGACCUUGAAUGAAUUUAUCAAAAAAUUAAAAGCUAAAGAAUUCAAAAAAAUAACAAUUGCAGCAGGUGCAGGUAUAAGUGUUGCUGCUGGACUAAGUGAUUAUAGAAGUAAGGAUACAGGAUUAUAUGAUUAACUAAAAAAAUUUAAUUUAAGCAAUCCAGAAUAGGUUUAUGAUAUUAAUGUUUUUAGAAAGAAUCCAUAAUUAUAUUAUUCAGUAUGCAAAGAAUUUGGAACACAUAAUUUAAAUUUACAACCAACUUUAGCUCAUUAAUUUAUUUAUCAUUUAGAUAGAAAUGAUUAAUUAUUAAAUUGUUUCACUUAAAAUAUUGACGGUUUAGAAUUAGUUGCAGGAAUUAGAGAAUCUAAAGUGAUAUAAGUUCAUGGACAUAGAAGAACUGCAAGUUGUAUAGAUUGUAAGAAAACUUAUUGUGUAAAAACCUUUUAUUAAAAUGUUGAUAAAAAUGAGAUAAUGAAAUGCGUUGAUUGCAAUGGUUUGAUUAAACCUGAUGUAGUAUUUUUUGGAUAGUCACUUCCAUAACUAUAUUUUCAAAAAUUGCCAGAAAUUUAAUUGAGUGAUUUAGUUAUUAUUAUGGGAACUAGUCUUUAAGUUUAACCAUUUUCAAAUAUGAUUUAUAGGAUAAAUGAAAAUGUUCCAAUAGUUUUAAUAAAUAAAGAAACUAAUUUGAAAAGAUUGGACCCUAUUAAUAAUAAAUUGUUAAUAAAAGGCGAUAUUUAGGAUAUAAUAUCCUCAAUCAUGAAAUAAUUGUGA